Molecule: messenger RNA, 2728 nt
Organism: Scophthalmus maximus (turbot)
Lineage: Eukaryota; Metazoa; Chordata; Actinopteri; Pleuronectiformes; Scophthalmidae
Gene: aqp10b
Product: aquaporin 10b
Exons: 7
Coding region: 332-1672 (446 amino acids)
Biological process (GO): glycerol transmembrane transport; water transport
Cellular component (GO): plasma membrane; basolateral plasma membrane
Molecular function (GO): water channel activity; urea transmembrane transporter activity; glycerol channel activity
Source: RefSeq, a predicted model, not a curated record
AUUUGGAACUUUGUGCUUCCUUGUGUUGCUCUCUGCACAAUAACAUUUUUUAUGGACCGACCUGUCACUACAGUCUUCAGUGCAUUGUUGUUAAAUGAUAAUAGCACCUGAUGAUAUCUUUUUGCAACAGUAUAGUUCUAUAAUAGUUCUGGGCAAAUGCAGAUUCUACAGAAAGCAUGUAACUUGCCAGUAGAAAUGAAGACAAAGAGCUUGUGUACAAGAAAAACAGACAAGUCUAUUCAUCAAAUCGAACCGAUCUUUAUCCAACAACAACAAAAACAACAACUACAAAUUCAAAGAAAAAAAAGAGCCAAACCCUGUGCCCAAGUCAAUGAACCUGAACUCCUCAGUGCACGGUUUCUCAUACCAGCUGGUCAUUCAACUUCCUAUCUGCUCUACGGCACAAAAGGCAAGUUGUUAUGAAUUUACCAAAAAUAAUUCACAGUUCUGUGCAACACGAAGGGAAAAAUGUGAAGAAGAGUUCUGGAAAUCUCAGCCUGUUUGUGUUCAGAGAAGAAGAGAACUUGACCAAUCACGCAAGGCCAACAAUCAGAGCCAAUUCCAGCCAGGUUGGAACCAGAUGUCCUACAAGGUGAACUACUCUCCCCUCCUGCGCGCAAACACGCCAGCGCCUCAGCCGUGCCAUAAAGUGCGUGACGUAGCCAACAGCUCCAGUAUGAAAGGGCAAACUCUGCUCGGCCAGACAGACGGCGGUGCAGUGUUCUGCGGGUCGGGGCCUCAUCUGUGGCCGGACGGUGCCGAGGAGACGCCAGCGAUGGAGAGGCUGCUGAGGAAGUGCCGGAUCAGAAACCGGCUGGUCAGGGAGUGCAUGGCCGAAUGCCUCGGCGUCUACGUCCUGAUUCUGUUUGGAUGUGGCGCCGUUGCCCAGGUGACCACAACUCAAGAUAAGAAGGGGCAGUACCUGUCGAUCAAUCUGGGUUUCGCCCUGGGCGUCACAUUCGGGGUGUUUGUGUCCCGUGGCGUCUCAGGUGCCCAUCUGAACCCUGCCGUUUCUCUGAGCAUGUGUGUUCUGGGCAGACAUCCGUGGCUGAAGCUGCCUUUCUACGUCUUCUUCCAAGUGCUCGGGGCCUUUUUGGCCGCAGCCACUGUUGGUCUGCAGUACUACGAUGCCAUCCGGAUGUACAGCGGAGGCCAGCUGACGGUGUCGGGUCCCACGGCCACAGCAGGCAUCUUCUCCACCUACCCAGCUGAUUACCUCAGUGUGUGGGGAGGUGUCAUGGACCAGGUGAUAGGCACGGCUGCACUGCUGCUGUGUGUCCUGGCUCUUGGAGACCAGAGCAACGCCUCCCUCCCCGACGGUCUCCAGCCCGUCCUGGUGGGAGCAGCGGUGCUGGUUAUUGGCAUCUCGAUGGGCUCGAACAGCGGCUACGCCCUCAACCCAGCCAGGGAUUUCGGGCCUCGCUUGUUUACGUACAUUGCCGGCUGGGGAGUUAAUGUUUUCAAGGCUGGAGGAGGCUGGUGGUGGGUUCCUAUAGUGGCUCCGUGUGUCGGAGCUCUGCUGGGAACACUGAUCUACGAACUGAUGAUCGAAGUCCACCAUCCUCCUGCCGCGUCCGAGCUCCAGACCUCGUGUCAGGAGGCCACCGAGGGCAAGACGGGGCUGGAGUUGGAUGGGGUGGAGCCAGCCUGCGAAAAACCCACCACGGGAUAAAAUUAUGCCUAAAAAAAGAAAGUGUCAUGAACAUAGUAAAAUGCUAUUCAAGGUGUGAUACCCAGUGAAACUGAGUAAAUGUACCCUGUGACUAAUGUCUUUGGAACAUGUAGAUUGAUACCCAGUACAGAAUAUUCUGCUUUCCACCACUUAAGAUGGAUUAAUAUGCAAUUUUGUACAAACAAUGGCCCCCAGAGGACUAAUACUCCUUAGGGAUCUUAACCUGACACCAGACAAUCAUGGUCCCCAGAUGAUAAAUCCCAUUUGGUUAUUCCUUAACUUUUCCUCUGGUGCCACCAUCAGGUCAUACUUUUAAUCGUGUCCAAUAUUUGCAAAACGAAUGACGAUUCCUAUGGAAGAAGCGUUUAGCUGCCAGGACAGAAGAAGUAGAACUGAUCAGUUUCACGUUAAAACGUGACAAAGUUCAAUGUAUUAACAAGUUUUUUUACAUCAUAGCAAGAUAAGUUUAUUGGUAUAACGAGAUGUUUUUCCACUUUUACGUUAUUUCAAAAUACAAACCACAUUGUAACGUGCAACGUUUCAUAAAAUACUGAAGUUACGCAAAACAUUUAACGUGUUAAGGUGGAAAAACAUCUUAUUACGAUAAACUUAAUACUACAUUUUAACACUGCUGAUGUUUUUUUCCAUAAUGUGAUUUACAGGUAAAUACAACAUGAACAGAAAUGAAAAUCUUUCAGUGUGAAUGUGACCCUCCAACUCUUGCAGAAGAAGUCAAUUGUCUCUUUUACACAUUUAUUUUCGAAACAGCACAAAAGUGUAUGGUAUUUUCAGCAAGCAGACCACAACCAUUGAAAAAAGAAUGACAUGAUAUUUCCACUACUGAGCUAUUUAAAUAUGAUAGCAUGACAUAUAAAAAGAUACAAACAGAAAGAAAGUCCACUCAUAGGCCUCCGUCACGUGACAACGAAGGCUGUUUUUGAAAACGUACAAAAGAAAUGAGUACAGCAAGCACUGAUUCUGUCGAUUAAAAAAAAAAAAAGAACCAUCUCAAGAGAUAAACAUUUGUAUUCAUACACAUUAAGACAACAACCCCCA